UCUUUUAUCUCCUCUCUCUCUUUUUGUGACGAUGCCGGCCUCCUCCUCCGCCUCCUCCUCCUCGCCGAGGGAUCCUCCAUUCUCCACCGUCCGAUAGCAAUCGGACCCACCGAUCGGACAGCCGACGAUGGCCGCCGGCGCGGGGUGGGCCUCCAUGUUCCCCGAUGAGGUCUGGGAGCACGUCUUCUCCUUCCUCGCCGCCGACGGCGACCGCAACGCCGUCUCCAUCGUCUGCCGCGGCUGGUACAGCAUCGAGCGCCGCUCCCGGCGCCGGAUCUUCGUCGGCAACUGCUACGCCGUCGCCCCCGCCGCCGCCAUCCACCGGUUCCCCAACGUCCGCGUCGUCUCCAUCAAGGGCAAGCCCCACUUCGCCGACUUCAACCUCGUCCCGUCCGACUGGGGUGGCCGCGCCGACGCCUGGGUCACCGCCAUGGCGGAAGGGUGGCCGCACCUCGAGGAGCUCAGCCUCAAGCGCAUGGUCGUCACCGACGACUGCCUCGAGUUCAUUGCCAGGUCCUUCAAGAACAUUAGGGUCCUCGCGCUCUCCUUCUGCGAGGGCGUCAGCACCGCCGGCCUCGCCGCCAUCGCCGCCAAUUGCAGAAAUCUGAGGGAGCUAGACUUGCGGGAAACUGGAGUAGAGGAGAAUUGUGUGCACUGGCUCAGCCAUUUUCCUGAAUCUUUCACUUCUUUGGUAAAUUUGAGCAUUGCUAGCAUAGAAGAGGAUGUGAAUAUCUCUGUCCUUGAGCACCUUGUGAGCAGAUGCACCAACCUCAUGACCCUCAAGCUCAACUAUGCUGUGCCUCUUGAUAGGCUUGUCAACCUCCUACGCAGGGCCCCGCAGCUGGCCAGCCUAGGAACUGGCAAGUUCACAGCAGAAUACCGUCCAGAGCUCUUCUCCAAGCUGGAAUCAGCCUUUGCAAUCUGUAAAAGCAUGAAAAGCCUUUCAGGAAUAUGUGAAGCUGUUCCAGAAUAUCUCCCAGCAAUAUACCCGGUCUGCGAUGGCCUCACAUCACUGAAUUUAAGUUAUGCUCUCGUGGAUGGCCCUGCCCUCAUCAAGCUAGUCAGCCGGUGCAAGAAUGUUCAACGACUAUGGGUAAUGGAUGUCAUCGAGGAUGAUGGCCUAGCUGCUGUGGCAUCAUCUUGUAAGCUACUUCAAGAAUUGCGUGUCUUCCCUUGUGAUCCUUAUGGUGCAGAUCCUGUAUCUCUUACUGAGCAUGGCCUUGUCACUGUGUCUGCGGGAUGCCCAAUGCUCCAGUCUGUCCUCUACUUCUGCCGACAAAUGACCAAUGCUGCUCUCAUUGCUGUUGCUAGGAACAGUCCCAAUCUCACGUGCUUCCGUUUGUGCAUCAUUGAACCCCGCACACCUGAUUAUGUCACUCUAGAGCCACUUGAUGCAGGUUUUAGUGCCAUUGUGGAAUCCUGCAAGGAUCUCAGGCGUCUCUCUGUCUCGGGUCUCCUCACCGAUAAUGUGUUUAGAUCCAUUGGGGCUGCUGCAAAUCACCUCGAGAUGCUCUCAGUUGCCUUUGCUGGGGAUAGUGAUGCUGGUCUACAUUACAUUCUCUCAGGCUGCAAGAGCUUAAGGAAGCUGGAAAUCAGGGACUGCCCAUUUGGAGACAAGGCUUUGUUGGCCAAUGCUGCUAAGCUGGAGACAAUGCGAUCCCUUUGGAUGUCGUCUUGCUCUGUGAGCUUGGGAGCAUGUAGGUUGCUGGCUCGGAAGAUGCCAUGGCUUAAUGUGGAGGUUAUGGAUGAGAGGAGAGGAGGGUCGUGGGCUUCACAGCCUGAUGAUUGCCCUGUUGAGAAGCUCUAUGUUUACAGGACGGUUGCUGGGCCGAGAUCUGACACACCACCUUGUGUCUGGACGGUGCAAGGUGCUAUCGGAUAAUAUAGAGAUAAUUACGAUAAGCAGUGAUGUUUGAUCAUGCGGCUCUCCAUGAUACGAUGCCGAAGUAUUUCAGUGAAGCCUGGUUCUCCCACAAUGUUUUCCGAGUCCUUCAACAUCACCCGCAAGCCAUCAUCUGUAUGCUUGAAGUGCUCUCGUAUGGAUGGGAUGAGACUUGGAUGAUUUGUGCUACAUAAUUAGUGCAUGAUGUUUCCGAUCUAUCCAACCUUGCGUGAAUUGUUGGAUAGAUGAUUUCAAGGACUGUGGAAUGUUACAACUAGUAUUUUGUUUGCUGGCGACAUUCAUGUAUGGUAUCAGUAUGUUUUUUUUUCUUUAAUUGGUUACGAAUCCAUGCUAGAUAUUGUUCUGUGGAAA
Molecule: messenger RNA, 2254 nt
Organism: Phoenix dactylifera (date palm)
Lineage: Eukaryota; Viridiplantae; Streptophyta; Magnoliopsida; Arecales; Arecaceae
Product: transport inhibitor response 1-like protein Os05g0150500
Molecular function (GO): protein binding
Source: RefSeq, a predicted model, not a curated record